AUGGAAAAGCAUCUAGAAUUUAGACAUGCAGGAACUCAGACUUUAAUGAGCAUUUUAAGAGAGUCGUACUGGAUCAUUAAGACAAGAAAAACAGUUAGACAAGUUAUUCGAAGAUGUGUGAUAUGUAGAAUAUACGGAGCUCAGCCUAUUGAAACCAUUAAUGUUCUUCUUCCAGAAGAUCGCGUGACAGAGACUAUGGUGUUUGAAGUUGUUGGAACAGAUCUGUGUGGACCAUUCUUCUUAAAAGAGGGCCAUAAAAGUUGGGUAGUGAUUUUUAUAUGCGCGGUUUACCGUGCGGUUCAUCUUGAACUUGUGUUAUCCUCAUCAACCGAGUGUUUUCUUUUGACCUUCAGAAGAUUCAUCGCUAGAAGAGGCAGGCCCUUCAUAGUCUACUCAGAUAACGGGACAAACCUAGUAGGAGCAGCUAACGAGCUAAAAUCUGUAAAUUGGGAAGAAGUCGGAAAUUUUGCCACAGCAAAGAAAAUACGAUGGAAGUUUAAUCUCCCCUCCGCUCCUUGGUAG
Molecule: messenger RNA, 522 nt
Organism: Parasteatoda tepidariorum (common house spider)
Lineage: Eukaryota; Metazoa; Arthropoda; Arachnida; Araneae; Theridiidae
Biological process (GO): DNA integration
Molecular function (GO): nucleic acid binding
Source: RefSeq, a predicted model, not a curated record